Molecule: messenger RNA, 1539 nt
Organism: Morchella importuna
Lineage: Eukaryota; Fungi; Ascomycota; Pezizomycetes; Pezizales; Morchellaceae
Exons: 4
Coding region: 1-1539 (512 amino acids)
Biological process (GO): transmembrane transport
Molecular function (GO): transmembrane transporter activity
Source: RefSeq, a predicted model, not a curated record
AUGUCCUACCAACAUACAGUACCACUUCUUGCCGUCGAAGCUAAUGAAGACGAUGAAAUCGCCCACGAUAACAAUGAUACAGGAGUCCAUGACAAUAAUAACAUCCCGGCAUCAUGGCUCACACUCCCAAACAAAGUGCAGUUAACCCUCCUGGCACUAUGCCGCUUCGUGACAGCUAUGAGCCAAACAUCGGUCCUCUCUUAUCUGUACUACUUUCUGGGCUCGCUUGAUACCUCGCAGUCCCCGGGCGAUCUAGCGCGCCGCGCUGGAUACCUAGCGUCGGCGUUCGCGAGCUCAACAGCUGUGGCCUGUCUUGUGUUUGGGUUCAGUGAGAGCUACAGUGGGCUAAUUGUAGCCAGGUGCUUGGCGGGGUUGAUGGAUGGGAAUAUUGCGGUUUUGAGAACUAUGAUUACUGAGACAGUAGCCGAUAAGAAGUAUCAUUCAAGGGCUUUUAUUAUACCACCAUUGGGCUUCAAUUUGGGCGCUGUUAUUGGGCCUUUGUUAGGGGGAAUGCUUGCAAAUCCAACAUCAGAAACCUCCCCAGCUUCAAAACUGUUUGGACCAGGAACAUUUUGGGGCGGCAAGGAUGGCGUAGCCUGGAUGUUGAGGUGGAAAUAUGCGCUGCCGAAUGUUGUGUCUGCUGUACUAAUUGCUAUAGUGGUGGCUAUGUGCUUUUUCUUCUUGGAGGAAACACUGGAGACCCAAAAACGAGAAACAGACGCUGGGCCCUCUAUCAGAAAGUGGUUGAAGAGUUUCUUCCCAUCGAAAUACCAAGCGGUCCCUUCUAGCGAUACUGGGCUAGAAACAACAAGCCUAUUACACUCCCAUUCCCCUUCCCCAAGCCCACCGCCUAAGGCCCCUACUCUCCAUAAGAUCUGGACCCGCAACGUGAAACUCACCGUCCUCUCCAGUGCCCUCCUUCCCCUCCACAUGGCCACCUUCCUACACCUCUGGGCCGUCUUCCUCUCCGCCCCACGCUCUACCACCGCCCCACACCUCCCCAUCAAGUUCACCGGCGGCCUUGGCCUCUCGCCCGCCACUAUUGGGUUGGUGUUAUCCCUCUUUGGCAUGUUUGGUAUCGCCGUGCAGGUCAUAGCAUAUCCGCCCAUUGCGCAGCACCUCGGUAUUCUCACCGUCUACCGCUGGUCCCUGGCCAUAUUCCCACUGGCAUACCUGCUCAUACCGUACCUGACGCUGCUUCCCCCUGGGGCACUGAUGUGGACUGGGGUGGCAGCGGUGAUGGUUCUCAUGGUCCCGGCGAGGACGUUCUCGCUGCCGUCGUCGGUGAUUCUUAUAACACGAGCGGCACCCUCAUCAGUGGUGCUGGGGAGGGUGCAUGGUGUUGCUGCGAGCUUGGCAAGUCUGUCAAAGGCGGCGGGACCGGCAGUAGCGGGGUCGUUAUUUGCUGUUGGGAUGAAGGCGGGCGUGGUGGGGGUGGCGUGGUGGGUGGUGGCGGGAGCAGCGGGGGUGGGGGUUGUAGUUGCGUUGCUGGUGAGAGAGGAUACAGAAGAUGAUGAGGAUAUUAUAAAGGAUGUAUAA